AUGUUGGUCAAGCCAUUGUUGUCUCAGGUCGCCCUGCUGGCGUUCUCCUUGGGUGCCUCGGCAGAGUCGUUGGUGACACGAGCUUCCGAUCUGAAUGCCUUCAUUGCGUCAGAAUCAGAUAUCGCUCUGCGUGGCGUCUUGGCCAAUAUUGGCCCUAACGGAAAAGCCGUUCCGGGAGCAGAUGCGGGCAUUGUGGUUGCCAGCCCAUCCAAGACGAAUCCUGACUACUGGUACACCUGGACGAGAGAUGCUGCCUUGACAUUCAAGUACUUGAUUGACCGGUUUGUCGACGGCGAUUCGUCCCUGCAGGGCCUGAUCCAGGAUUACAUUUCCGCCCAAGCAAAGCUGCAGACCGUCCAGAACCCAUCAGGAGACCUGUCCUCCGGAGCCGGUCUUGCAGAGCCCAAGUUUUACAUCAACGAGACGGCCUUUCUGGGCCAGUGGGGUCGUCCCCAACGUGAUGGGCCGGCAUUGCGUGCCACGGCUCUGAUCGCAUAUUCCCAAUGGCUGAUAGACAAUGGCUACUCGGACGUUGCUCUGUCGCACGUCUGGCCCAUUGCGAGCAACGAUCUGGCCUAUGUUGCCCAGUACUGGAACCAGACCGGCUAUGACCUCUGGGAAGAGGUCGACGGUUCGUCGUUCUUCACCAUUGCCGUCUCUCACCGGGCCCUCGUCGAGGGAGCUGCGCUGGCGAAGCGCCUCAACCAGACUGUUGGCGACUACAGUUCGGUAGCCUCCCAGAUCCUGUGCUUCCAGCAGUCCUUCUGGACAGGGAGCUACAUCGACUCGAAUAUCAAUCUGGUGCACGACGUCAACCGGACUGGCAAAGACGCCAACUCCAUUCUGGCCUCGAUCCACGUCUUUGACCCGGAGGCCGCAUGUGACGAUUCAACAUUCCAGCCCUGCUCGUCAUACGCGCUGGCGAACCACAAAGCUGUCGUGGACUCGUUCAGAAACCUCUAUUCUGUCAACGAUGGCAUUAAGAAGGGAUCCGCAGUGGCAAUCGGACGGUAUGCGGAGGAUAUAUACUACGACGGGAAUCCAUGGUACCUGUGCACACUGGCGGCAGCCGAACAGCUCUACGAUGCCCUCUAUCAGUGGCAGAAACAGGGCUCGCUGAACAUCACAUCCAUCUCUCUGGAUUUCUUCCGCGACUUUGACUCCUCCGUCAACACCGGGACGUACCCGUCUUCCUCCGACACCUACGCCUCGCUGACGAAGGCGAUCAAGACCUAUGCAGACGGCUUCGUCAGCAUCGUGCAGAAAUACACGCCAGACAACGGGGCCCUCUCAGAGCAAUUCUCCGAAGUCAACGGCAGCCAGACGUCCGCCAUCGACCUCACAUGGUCCUACGCUGCCUUCUUGACGGCGGCCAGCCGUCGCAACGGCACCAUGGGGCCGAGCUGGGGAGCAUCACAGGCGAACAGCGUCCCGUCUUCGUGCGCGACGACCACGCUGAAAGGAACCUACAAAGCUGCGAUGGUGACUUCGUGGCCGACCGGGUUGGUGAGCAAGAACAGCAGCAGCAGCGCCACGGGGACAGCCACUGGUUCCGCGUCCGCAUCCACCACGAGUAAAAGCGCCGCUAACCCUGGCGCAGCAGGAGCAAUGAUGGCUUCUGGCUAUGGCGGCAACCAGCUGACAUUUGCCUUCCUUUCUAUUCUCUUUCUCUAUCUGAUUUUCUGA
This is a messenger RNA of Rasamsonia emersonii CBS 393.64, 1686 nucleotides long. RefSeq names its product glucoamylase. Bases 1 to 1686 code for a protein of 561 amino acids. NCBI's taxonomy places the organism in Eukaryota, Fungi, Ascomycota, Eurotiomycetes, Eurotiales, Trichocomaceae. Gene Ontology annotation, molecular function: starch binding; glucan 1,4-alpha-glucosidase activity. Gene Ontology annotation, biological process: polysaccharide catabolic process. The record is from RefSeq and is a predicted model, not a curated record. The transcript has 3 exons. Gene Ontology annotation, cellular component: fungal-type vacuole.